Messenger RNA from Lottia gigantea (owl limpet), 932 nucleotides. RefSeq lists its product as hypothetical. The transcript is spliced from 3 exons. The record is from RefSeq and is a predicted model, not a curated record. Bases 167 to 508 code for a protein of 113 amino acids. NCBI's taxonomy places the organism in Eukaryota, Metazoa, Mollusca, Gastropoda, Lottiidae.
GAAAAGAUAUUAUGUUCAUUCGAAAAUUAUAUCGAACUUAUUUGCUUUCCAACUUUCAAAGAUCUUCAGUGUAUCUAUCACGUAGCUCACAUUAAACCACUUUAUUUGUCAUAAAAACGAAACACAACCUAGUUGCCGGAAGUGUUAAUUUUCUUAACCCUUCAAGAUGACUGAUGGAGAAAGUCAACCUAAGGGUCCGGUUAUGGGGACUAUGAUUUUUCCUAUGGUUAAAAUCCCUGGUUUAACAGACUUUACUCAUGGUAAUUUAUCAGGUCAAAGAACUCUUUGUUCUGGAAUGGAUAUGGACUUACAAAGAUGCUUAGCACGUGUUGGUCUGAACAAACAUUUGGAGCUUUGUUCUAAAGAAUCUGAAGAUUUCGUUGAAUGUAUGUCACAUUCAAAACAGCGUGAACGAUAUGAAAUAAUGAAAGCAGAAAGAGAAAGACAGAAGAAAGCUCCAUUACCACCUCCACCUUAUGAUAGUUUGGGAGCUGUUUUACCGCAAUAGUGUUAUAUGAGGAAUAUUGAUUCUGCUCUAAAAUAUACAAGUUCCAUAUUUAACUAUUAUCAAAUAUUUAGAUGAUUGUAAGUUUUGUUGUAAAUGGGAUUAAACUCUCUAGUAUUCAUUUUGCUUGCAAUUUUAAAUAAAUUGAUAGGGACAGGUUUUGCCAUCUGUUUCACCAAUCUACUUUAGUCUAAAAAAACGGGAAUUUUUUAGUUUAGCUAAUCAGUAAUAGUGUUCACAGCUCACCAUCAAAAUUUGAGCCUACAAAUUCAUGUGUGUCCAGAUUAUCUGCGUUUAAAAGUUAAAAUGAUGUCUUUCUUUUCUAGUGCAGGUACGAUAUAUCAGUGAAUCAAUGUAUCAUAUUGCAAGGAUGUGUAUUGAUACCUCAACGUAUGACAAAGUGGGGACACAAUUUUUUUUUUCACUC